Molecule: messenger RNA, 549 nt
Organism: Dacryopinax primogenitus
Lineage: Eukaryota; Fungi; Basidiomycota; Dacrymycetes; Dacrymycetales; Dacrymycetaceae
Product: kinase-like protein
Exons: 4
Coding region: 1-549 (182 amino acids)
Biological process (GO): mitotic DNA damage checkpoint signaling; protein phosphorylation
Cellular component (GO): nucleus; cytoplasm
Molecular function (GO): ATP binding; protein serine/threonine kinase activity
Source: RefSeq, a predicted model, not a curated record
AUGGAUCUUAUGGACGGUGAUCUGGCGGCUUAUUCUAGAAGCCCAAACGCAGAUAAAACGGAAGAGCACUUGAAAGGCAUUUUCCGACAAAUCAGUAGCGGUCUAGAACAUCUUCACAAGUACCAUAUUAUACACCACGACUUGAAGCCAGAAAACGUUCUGGUUCGGAAGCCUGAGGGACAGCCACUGGAAAUCAAGAUAGCGGACUUUGGUCUAUCCACUGGGGCCCAAACACUUAUUACUAUGACCGUCAAGUGUGGAACUCUCGCUUACAUGGCGCCUGAGACAUUUCACACUCAGCCGUGCCUAGUCACAGACAUGUGGGCCAUGGGAAUAAUGCUGUACGAAAUUGCGACAGGAUUGGAUCCGUACUAUCCCAUGCCGUUUAUCGAUGAGGAUCUUGCUCUGGUAGAAGUGGACACACAGACAACUUCUACACCAGAUGAUCCAUUCCAGGAUGAAACGGAAAUUGUCGAAUGGAAAGCCUCACGUAGCCUAAUUGACUUUGACCCGCUAUGCGAAGCGGAAGUAUCAGAUCAGCGUGAGUGA